Lentinula edodes (shiitake mushroom) is the source of this 366-nucleotide messenger RNA. Its product is annotated as ubiquitin-related domain-containing protein. Bases 1 to 366 code for a protein of 121 amino acids. The transcript has 4 exons. The record is from RefSeq and is a predicted model, not a curated record. Gene Ontology annotation, cellular component: nucleus; septin ring. Gene Ontology annotation, molecular function: ubiquitin-like protein ligase binding; protein tag activity. Gene Ontology annotation, biological process: protein sumoylation. NCBI's taxonomy places the organism in Eukaryota, Fungi, Basidiomycota, Agaricomycetes, Agaricales, Omphalotaceae.
AUGUCUGAAGAAGAUCAACAAGCACCACCUACUCAGGAGGAUGUUAAGACUGGUGAUAACGCGCCGAUAAACGUUAAAGUCGUGAGCUCGUCAGGGGAGGAGGUCUUCUUCAAGAUAAAGCGGGUCACGCCGUUGCGGAAGCUUUUAGUUGCUUAUGCUACUAAAGUCGGGAAAGAGCCUCAUACUAUUCGAUUCCUGUACGAUGGGGCCCGGAUAAACGACAGUGAUACACCUGAAUCAUUGGAGAUGGAAGACAACGACACUAUCGAUGUCAUGGUUGAACGUACGUCUCAUGAUUUUUUUCCACCUUCGUUAUCGACUAAUGUUCACUGCCUUUUAACAGAGGUCGGAGGAUACUUCUCAUAA